This is a messenger RNA of Trifolium pratense (red clover), 1298 nucleotides long. Its product is annotated as KH domain-containing protein At3g08620-like. Gene Ontology annotation, cellular component: nucleus. The record is from RefSeq and is a predicted model, not a curated record. Gene Ontology annotation, molecular function: mRNA binding. Bases 166 to 1011 code for a protein of 281 amino acids. Gene Ontology annotation, biological process: regulation of mRNA splicing, via spliceosome. The transcript has 7 exons. Lineage: Eukaryota; Viridiplantae; Streptophyta; Magnoliopsida; Fabales; Fabaceae.
AUUUCUUACUUCCCCUUAUACCCUUUUUCUCUUUCAAAAAUUUAUUAAAUGAUUCUUUUUUUCUCAUAGGAUUCUUCAAAGUAAACUCAUCAAAUCUCAAAAAAAAAAAAAAAAAAAUCCUUAUUCCUUACUGCAUUUGAAUUUGUGGAAUUUAUAUUAUCUAACAUGUUCAAUCAGAUUUCUUCACCUUCUUCUCAAAGGACUAAUUCACCAAAUAUGAACAUGAGAAGCAAUUUUGAUGCUGAAAGUCAGUAUUUAAUGGAGCUUCUAGCAGAACAUCAUAAACUAGGACCUUUCAUGCAAGUGUUACCAUUGUGUAGUAGACUACUCAAUCAAGAGAUUUUGAGGGUUUCUGGAAAGAAUGGAUUGUUACAGAAUCAUCAAGGGUUUAAUGAAUUUGAUAGAAUGCAAUUCAUGAACCAAAGUCAUAUGGUUUCUUCAGAUUUGAAUCCAAAUUUCACUGGCUGCAAUAGCUUGUCACAUGAAAUGUUAGCUGAAGUGAAGGGACUAAACAUGGAUUGGCAAACAUCACCAGUUGUUCCAAGUUCUCACAUUGUGAAGAAGAUAUUGCGCUUGGAUAUUCCUAAGGAUGGCUAUCCAAAUUUUAAUUUUAUUGGAAGGCUUCUUGGCCCUAGGGGCAAUUCACUGAGGCGAGUCGAGGCUACCACAGGUUGCCGCGUAUUUAUUAGAGGGAAAGGUUCAAUUAAAGACUUAGACAAGGAAGAGUUGUUAAGGGGAAGGCCAGGCUAUGAACACCUGAAUGAUGCACUUCACAUCUUAAUUGAAGCUGAAUUACCUGCUAAUAUUGUUGAUAUAAGGUUGAGGCAAGCACAAGAAAUCAUCGAAGAACUGCUUAAGCCUGUGGAAGAGUCACAGGACCUUUACAAGAGGCAACAACUAAGAGAACUUGCUAUGCUCAAUUCCAAUUUUAGAGAAGAGAGCCCUCAACUGAGUGGUAGUGUCUCUCCAUUCACUUACAAUGAAAUAAAAAGGCCAAAAACUGAGGAAUAAUAGUUACUUAUUAUAUGCUGAUCAUUGUUACAUUUGAUGUUGCUUCCUUUAACUAGAUUUUGUGAAGUUAUAAUGAGAACACCUUGUUUAUAUGAUGCUGAUUUUGAGAAGGAAAAAUAAAUAAGCAGAAACAUAUUCAUUGUUAGUCUUUUGCAUUAGUAGACUUUCAAAACUAGCAAAGUUCUUGUUGAACUAUAUUUUGACAUGUUUAUCAAUCUAUGUGUAAUGUGUGUAAAUAUGAUAUUCCUUGGUUUAUAUGCUUCUUAUUCAUUCAUAUCAUUGGAAAA